UGUGUGUGGUCCCCUCCCGCUCCACUGUGACUGUCUCUCUCUCUCUCUCUCUCUCUCUCUCUCUCUCUCUCUCCCCUCUCUCCUGUGGCCUGACUCUGUCCCCCCGUUGGGGGGCAGCGGGCCCCUCCUGUAUCUCUCUCUGUCACGUGCCUGCAGCUGGAUCUCUCUCCUCUGUGACGGAGCUACCAGACUCAGCUGUGUGUGUCAGAUAACGUGUCGGUCUUUAAGCUGAUGGACGUUAACAUUACAUUCUUGACCACUAUUUCAAAGACAAUUAGAAAGAAAACAAAUUUAUGUAACUCAAAUAUUACUUUUUUUUUUCCACAAAUAGGCCAAACUAUAUUUCAUUACAGGGCAGGAUGGUAUCAGUCAAUCAAUCAAUCAAUCAAUCAAUCAAUCAAUCAAUCAGUCAGUCUGAUCGUUGCAACCUAUGAACAUAUUGAGUGACUUCAUUUAAAUGAACAUGUUUCUGUUGAACAUAUUUGGAGGUAAAAGUCUCCGUUAAUAAAAAACAAACUAAUAAAACGUAUAUAUUGAUUAUAUUAUUGAUCAUUUUAUAAUCGAUCAGUUCAAUCACUAAAACUUAAUUUCAUUACAUUGAGUUUGAUAAACUGUUUACAGAGUGCUCCUCUUCCUCCUCCUCCUCCUCCUCCUCUCUGUGUGUUUCUGAUGAAACUCUGCAGACUGUUUACCUGCUGGAGGAGGAAGAGGAAGAUGAAGAAGAUGAAGAAGAGGAGGAACAGUCACUACUGUCAGUGUAGUUGUUGCUACUGUUGUUCAAUUUCAGUUCAAUUUUAUUUGUAUAGCACUAAUUCAUAACAGAAGUUAUCUCAGGACACUUUUCAAAUAGAGCAGGUCUAGACCGAACUCUUUAUAACAUUAAUUACAGAGACCCAACAGUACCACCAUGAGCAAGACCUUGGAGACAAGGGCAAGGAAAAACUGCCUGUUAAAAGGCAGAAACCUAGGACAGAUCCUCUAGGUAGGGGGAGAGAGAGAGAGAGAGAGAGAGAGACAGCUGGGAUGUCGAGGUUGGAUACAGUACAGUCUGGUUACUCGGUGUGUUUGCAGAGUCUGUCCAGAGGAAGGGAAUCAUAGAGUCUGGAUUAUGGAGAAUACAGUUCUAUAAAGGUAAAUACUCAGCACGGUCACCACCAGCUCCAUCCACUGGUCUCGUAGUUCAGAAGAAGGUCCAGAGGAUCAGAGUGAAUCUGGACUGGAACAGAGGAAAGCUGUCGUUCUCUGAUCCUGAUACUAACACACACAUACACACCAUCACACACACUUUCACUGAGAGGAUGUUUCCAUACAUUAACACUGUGAAUAAAGUGAAGAUAUUACCAGUGAAGGUCAGUGUGACAGUGGAACAGAGCAGUUAGAGAUAAAGAGGAUGAUUAUAUUCAUCAGUUAUUUAUUUGGCCUUUUGUUGGCUCUAUUGAUAGUGACAGCUGUAGAGAGACAGGAAAGGUGGGUGGAGAGAGAGGAUGACACGCAGCAAAGGGCUGCAGGUCAGAUUUGAACCUGUGCCGCUGCAGCAACUCCGUAUAUGGGUCACCAGCUCUACCAACUGAGAUAACUGGGCGCCCAUAUUCAUCAUGUUUUAAAGGUAAAAGUCUCUGAAUAGUAAAAUGAUCUUUUAUUAAAUGUGUAUGUGUGAGGGACGAGUACAGAGACACUGACAGCAGCAGAAACAGUGUCCAAUGUACACGUGUAUAUAGCGGAAGCUCCUCAACAAUGAUUACUAAAUACUGACUCUCAUAUCUUCAAAUUGUCUCAAAGAAGGAAUCUCCCAAACCCUCAGUGACACCCAGUCAGGAUUUAUGAGAGGUUGAUCAAUGUAUAACAACGAGCACCGAGUCCUAGACCUGCUUGAAUACAGUGAUUAUAUCAAUGAUGAUGGCUUUAUUCUUUGUCUGUAUUUGUAUAAAGCUGUUGACGUGGUAGAACAGAUCUUUGGAACUGAGUGGCUUUAGAGAGAAUUUCAGAAACGUAAUGAAAUGCUUUUAUCACGACAGCAACAGCUCAAUAUCUUUAUCAGGUGGUUCUUCCCCUCGUUUUACAGUGAACAGAGGUAGAAAACAAGGCUGUCCAAUUUCACCAUCACUCUUCUUAGUGGCAGCGGAAAGGCUCUCAGUUCUUAUCAAAAGUUCACAUAUUGUAACCAGAUGUGUUGUAACUCAGAUAAUGCAGACCUUGUGCUCAUGUUUUGGAAAUGUACAGAUUGAAGUUUUUUGGAACAACCGUUAUAAACAUAUAUCAGAAAUACUGCAGACAGUAAUUACACUGGACCCCCCAAUAUCUAUUCUGGGUGAAGCAGAAAUGCUCAAAGAGAUUAAUAAUGAGGAGAAGAAACUAAUAUGAUUAAUAAUGACAGCAGCAACAAAAUGUACAUUAACUAUUGUCAUAUUGCCCCCCAGAAACAAUCCUGUACAAUGUUAAAGGGCAACCAAUGAAAUGUGACAGGAUGUGGGGCAAACUUGUUCCCAAUAUACAAACAAUAGAGGGGCAGUUAUUGCUAUAGAUAUAUACAUUUGUGUAUGAAGUGAGGCUGUGAUUGAUUGUUGAUAUUAAUGACAGUCUGACAGGAAGCUGGAGGAGCUGCUCUGUGAUUGGUGGAUGGGACUGCCGCUCCGUGUGACCAAUGAGCGAGCAGCAGAGUGUGUAUAUGAGCCCGGGUUGAAGCUCCGCUGCGGUAUUACGGACUGUGAGAAGAUGUCUGGAAGAGGUAAGGGAGCCGGAAAGGCCAGAGCAAAGGCAAAGAGCCGUUCAUCCCGUGCCGGACUCCAGUUCCCCGUCGGCCGUGUCCACAGGCUGCUGAGGAAGGGAAACUACGCUCAGCGUGUCGGUGCCGGAGCUCCGGUGUACCUGGCCGCCGUGCUGGAGUACCUCACCGCUGAGAUCCUGGAGUUGGCCGGAAACGCCGCCCGUGACAACAAGAAGACCAGAAUCAUCCCCCGCCAUCUGCAGCUGGCCGUCCGCAACGACGAGGAGCUGAACAAACUGCUCGGGGGAGUCACCAUCGCUCAGGGAGGCGUCCUGCCCAACAUCCAGGCCGUCCUGCUGCCCAAGAAGACCGAGAAGGUCGCCAAGAAGUAGAGACCCGGACCAGACCCGAACCCAGACCCGGACCCGACCCGAGACACCACAACGGUUCUUUUAAGAGCCACAAACCUCCGAUACAGAGCCACAGUCCUCUCUAAUAUUUAUAGAUCCAUAAACAGAUAUUUAACUUCUUUAUAUAUAUUUAUAUAGACCAACAGUUCUACACUAUAAUGUGUCUUUAUAAGUUAAUAAAUAUAUGACUUUAUUUAAUAAGUAGAAUAUAACUUUAUAUUAUCAACUAUCAGCUUUAUUUAAUAGUAAUAACUAAUUUAUUAACAGAUACAGUUCAACAUAUAACCCACCAAACUUUAUAUUUAAGAGUAGUCAGAUCAUUAUUUAUAUAUAUUUAAUAAGUUAAUAUAUGAUCUAUAACUUUAUAUAUGAUCUCAGUUUCUUAAACAGUAAUUAAUGUUUGUAAUAACUCUUUGUAGAGUCUGCAGUUCCAGUUUACAGUAACUGACGCACUUUAUUAACAUUUCUCUUUCACUUGUUUCUACAUUCAUUUAAUAUUAAUAUCCAUAUUUUCACUUUUAUUCAACAACUUUAAAUCUGUUUUUAUUUCUCUAUAAUUUAUAUGGAAACUAUAUAUUAUAUAUAUUAAUAAUAAUAAUAUAUAGAUACAUCAGGUCAUCAAUAACAUCAGAGAAACUGAUCAAUAGGCAGUAUUAAUAUCUGUUAUGUCCAGUUCCUAAGGGGUUAACAGCUCUAAUACUUCUACACAUUUAAAGUUAAACUCUGUGCUGCUGACUCGUCAUUAUUAUUAUUAUUAUUCAAAUAAAACAUGAAAUCAUAUUAAAGCCAACAACAUGUAUUGAUCGAUACAUGUUCCAGGCUAUAGAUUGUUAUAUAUUGUGGAGCAGUGUAAACAUUAAUAUAAGAUAUAUUUCACCCUGAUAAAAACAAUCCAACAUCAGUCUACCUGGAAUAAAAAAGAACAGCGACACCGAUAGAUUGAACACUCUUACUAUAAAUGAAUAUACAGAGAGUGUAUAUUAAUAAAAGCACUGAGGUGAUAAAUGAUGGAUAAAGUCAGAACCUGUGGACUUCCUGUUAGAGCUGUUGUAUAACAAUGAGACACAACAGAGAGCGGGAAGUUAAACUAAAAUAUAAUCCUGUUUUUCCUUGAUGAUGAUGAUGAUAAUAUGAUGAUAAUAAUAAUAAUAAUAAUAAUAAUAAUAACAAUAAUAACAAUUAUUAUUAUUAUAAUUAUAAUUCGGUAUGUUUGUAUGUGUUCAGAUUUGCUAUGAUUAUAUAUCAGACUGUUAUUGACAGUAAGACUGUAAUUAAAUAGUCAAUUAACCUC
Messenger RNA from Dicentrarchus labrax (European seabass), 4405 nucleotides. RefSeq names its product late histone H2A.L3-like. The transcript has a single exon. The record is from RefSeq and is a predicted model, not a curated record. NCBI's taxonomy places the organism in Eukaryota, Metazoa, Chordata, Actinopteri, Moronidae. Gene Ontology annotation, molecular function: DNA binding; protein heterodimerization activity; structural constituent of chromatin. Gene Ontology annotation, cellular component: nucleosome. Bases 2617 to 3096 code for a protein of 159 amino acids.